AUUUGAUAUCUCAAUAAGGUAUUAUUCAUGUGUCAAUAAGGUACCUGUCGGCUUAGUAUCGGUCGACACUAUCGGCCGAGUAUCGGUCGAGUAUCGGUCGACUGGGUGAAAGUGUCACGAAGCACGUGGCACAAACAUACAUUAUUUGUCGUUUCUUUCAAAGGUCUCUAUGAUACCAGAGAGCACACAAAGUUGCUGAUAUCGGACGGAUCGCCGGAAAUGUGCUCCAUGGUAAAUAACAGUAUUUUUGUGGUCAAGACAAACGGUUCUGGAGCCUUCUUUGGGCAGAGAUGCUUCGUCUGGGUUGGUUCGUUACUUGAGUGUUCUGUUCCGUUCCGUUCCGACGCACCCGCGCUAACAAUUCGUAGUUAAACUAAUUCGUAGUCGAUUUCCCCUUUGGUUAAAACUAUAAACCUAACGCUAAAACUACAUAGGUAAAGGACAAAUGCAACAUACUUUGCUAUAAUUUAUAAGGUAUGUUUAUUUGGCUUUGUAGAGCCUCAGUUGUGACUCAGUGUGAACACAAAACAUUAUUAUAUAGAAUGUUCAGCAAACUGCCCUCGAGCGUAAAAAGGCGUUUGCAUUAAAAGUAUGAUUAAAUGAAAAGGGAAUAAUGUACAGGCGUGUUAAUCUGAGUUCAAAAUAGCCGUGACUGUUUUGUGUGAAUGUGUUAAGUGAUAUUAUAUUCUUGCGACAUUUCAAAGCGUAGGGCCUUCCCCCCGGUAAUAGCUCGUAUUUUUCGUGCCGAAGUUUGCCCUGGUUUGUCAUUUACUGAAUAAGUGCGGUUUUAGUUUCAGACUAGGCGGAUGAAAGUAAAUUUCCAGAAUGAAAAACACGUUUGCUGCAUUAUAUAAUUAUAUCUAACCUGACUUCAACCAAAGGUCAGGUUCGCAGAAUGAUAUGCAAAUUUGAUCAAGAUGACUACCAAACCGGUUCAACAGCCCUUUCUCUUGCACGUGAAUACAACGUGAAAAAAACACUCAAGACUAUACUUCAUGUUUCGCUUUGACUUGAUCAGCCUUUGUCCAUUUGCCAGUUUAUUACGUUCAGUUUUCGUAGUGUUUCAGCUUUUGGUUUCCGCUAGCAUGUAUUCCAAAACUUCUUUGAAGCACAAUUCAUCACGGGUUUUUACUGAUUUCUAAAGCUCUUCUAAUUUAUUUAGAGCCACUUAGGGCCGCAGAAUGUCAGGGUCAGCCAAUAUUUCGCCUUCCAGAAAUUUCGCGGACUGGAGUAAAAAGAAAUAUGUAUCUGGAAAGCUAUCUUUUCGCUGGCACAGUUCAUGCCUGUUCAAGCGAAAUGAGAUGAGAGUAGAUGGAUCGCUGCACCGAGACAUUGAAUUCAAGGAGGUCUAUUUGUUCUCGAGGAUGCGGUUUCCGCCGUGCCCGUUUGCAAAGUGAAAAUGUGGCGAGCGAAUGAAUACGGCGUUGGCCGCUUCAAUUCUGUGACAUUUUUGGCUUUUCCUGAACAUAUGAUUUUAUAAAAUAUGCGUUAUUCCUUUCUCAAAAUGUAUACAUUUAGGACUUCAACAAGUUAACGGCAAACAAAAGAAAAUAAGUCCGCUUGAAUUGUCACGUCCACAGUGAAAAAUUGUACUGCAAUAUAAUCAAAUUAUUUUCUGUUGCAUGCAGCACAUGAUUGGGUUUUCGGUUUGUUAACAUAACUAUUUUCAUCGGUGAAAUGCUAUUUCAGAGAAUCGUCGAAUUCCUAGCAGAAUUCUUUUUUUGUACAAAUUUGUUUCCUAUUGUCACCGUACACUGGUCAUAUUAUUGUGAGUGGAUUGAUUGCAUCUAUUUAGAUGAAGUGUGCAGCGAAAAUUGCACAGAUCAGAAGCAAAAUUUUCAGUGAAGCAAGUCGAGGCUUGUCUUGCGUGAUAAACAAUCGAUUAAGUUUGGUUUUCUUGUCGCAAAUUAGCAUGAGAAAGACCUCGGUAGUGUGACGUUUAUUUAUAAGUUCUUCACAGUAUAAAUUACUAUCUCAUUAGCAUAAAGAAACAAAACAAUUUUUUUUUCACUUGCCGACCAAGAAUGACGGACGACCGGAGGAAAAUUUUUCGGACUAACAUUCUAUUCAGUGCUAGAAUAUAGCGUUUAUAUGUUUAAAAUCUCGACAGAGGCUUGGAAUAAAUAGAACUUUUUAAUGCCUCUGUACAUUCGCAACACAAAAUUUCUCACUCCAGCGAAACUUGCAAAACCGGUCAUGACCCGUCACCUAAACUCGAACGACUUGCAUGGUUGCAGGAAAAUGUUUGAUCAAAACCCUCAAACAACAUUUCCUUGCCGGUAAACUUCGCUGUGAGGAUCGCAGGGAAAGUUUCGAUGGAGGUUUGGCCAAAAAUCAUGGCAAAUCGGCGGAAAAUGGUCGAAAAUUUGCUUUCUGUGAGAUAGCAGUUUCCCCUGUAUGUGUCAACAAAGAGCACAGCUGAUCUUGAAGGGAUGGAAGCGAAAACGCUUCGGGUUCAGAUGGAACGCCGAGUAGAUUCGUGCUGGUCAUGGGUCGUAUGUCUUUCUUCUUUCAUCGUUCAGUUCUUAAUUCUUGGAACUCACAAUUCGUUUGGUUCAUUUUUUGUGGCAUUACUACAAGAGUUUCAGCGAAGUGAAGCCGAGACAGCAUGGAUAGGCUCCUUAGCGAUGGGUAUCACAUAUAUGGCAGCACCAAUCACCACAAGCUUGUGCGACCGCUGGGGAUGCCGGAUGGUCAUGUGCCUUGGCAGCGCGACGUAUAUGGCAGCAAUGCUUCUGACGUCACUUGUCCCACAUAUGUCACUCAUGUACCUUACCUAUGGCGUCAUGUUUGGUUUUGCUUCCAGUUGCUGUUACUUUUCAUCUUUCUACAUCCUUAUUGUGUAUUUUAACAAGCACCUCGCUUUAGCCAAUGGAAUUGCCGCGGCCGGCGCCGGAGCGGGAACCAUGUCUGUCAGUUUGACAGUGGACAAGUUAAUCUCCACGUACGGUUUGAGAGUCACAUUUCAAGCCAUGGCAGCUCUGUCUGUACUGCUUUUCUUAGCUGGACUUACAUUCCUUCCGAUGGAUUUUAGAGAAGGAGACGAAGAACUUUUCGAAAAGAAGAAACUGAUGGAAGAACAGUUGCAGAUAAAGAAAAAAGACAAAUUAAUUUCCAUCAUUAAAGGACUGAUUAAGCCUUCUCCUGUGUGGGGGAAUAAGGCAUUUGUCGCAUGGACAGUCGCCUUGGCUAUGAUUUUUAUUGCUUACUACAUCCCUUACAUGCUCUUGGUCCGUCUGGCAGAGGGCGUAGGGAUACCCUCAACACAAGGGGCUCUAUUGGUUGGCUACUUGGCCUUGGCCCAAACAGUGGGCAAGAUCUUCUUUGGCAAGCUAGGUGACUCAUCACGGAUCAGUCGCUUGACCCUUACCCAGAUAGCUCUGUUGGUCAUCGCUAUAGCAGCCUGUCUGUGCCCCUUAGCACGUUCUCACUCGGCCCUUCUCACGUACUCGUUGGUGUCAGGCCUUUUUGAUGGGUGCCUUUCUGUGAUGAUCGGUCUUGUCACCUAUGACAUUGUGGGCCGGCAAAUGAUGGCGAGAGCUGUUGGGACCUUGUAUGGCAUCGUGGCGAUCCCUAUGACAUUGGGACCUCCUAUGGCAGGUCUGCUUUUCGACUACACAGGCAACUACAAUAUCGUCUUUUUCCUGUCCAGCGGACUCGUCAUUUGCGGAAGCUGCGUCAUGUUUCUCAUCCCGAAUCUUCUUCCCCCUAGGCAGACCUUGGUCAAAGUCUUUAUGCCCGAGAUCGCUGUCUCCGUGCCGGAAAAUCUUGACGACGAUCAAGAGAACUUUGUUGAAAACGAGAGAGCCCUAGUAAGAACUUCUUAUGUUUCGUUUAAGAGCUUCGCUGACGAAUUCGAGGUUGACCGAAGCCGCCUGUUGUUAGACAGAACGCCGAAUGUAGGCUCCCGGCCGAGCAGCUUUAUCUUAUUCUCUAUUGUCCCGGAGGGAAGCUACAGAGAUCUGUCAUUGUCAAAUGAACGGUAUUCCAACAGCAGAGAAGCCAGCUAUACGUCUUUAGCAAGGCUUUCGGAAAUACGAGUCGAGAGUCGCGCGAACAGUUGCGCCAGGUUAGAGCCUGUUGCAGAGGCUGAGACUUCAGAUGCAACUAUGUCGUCUGAGUGUCUUGACGUAACAAUAGGAACGCGACCGGCUGAACUUGAGUUAGUUACUACACCACAGCUGUCGUGCGAUUCCACUGAAGAGUCCGCUACCCUCGUAAAAGCUGUUGAUGUGGUACCAGAUCCCAAAUUGAAUGACACUGAAGAUAACGUGCCCAGCAUAACUAUCUCCAUGUCUACUGAGAGCGGAUUUACAUCUGAAGAAUCUGUGGUAAGUGCCACGGACACCAAGGAGUUUGUUUCCUCUAAAUCGGACCUCGAUGAAAACCGGUUGAGUGGAUACUCUUGGAAUUCAACUGGAAGCGAUCUGUCGUGGAAAACACAGUGUUCGGAGGCUGGCACUGAAGACAGCGGCUAUGCCGAGGAAGUAACUCCGUGCGGUAUGGGAGAUCAAGUGGAAAUUAGUAAAGAUAAAUAUUCCAUAAACAAUUCCUUCUCUCAAGAUAACCUCAAGUCAGAUUUCACGGAACAGGCGAGCCACUGCAGCUGUGACGGGACGCUUAAUGUAAAGGGAGCUAAAAAUGCGUUCGUUAGCUUUGGAAGUAAAUGUGGGGAGCAUGCGCACUCCCUGAAAGAAGGACCUCUUAUCAUAGAUCCGGGAUCUACAGAUUACUACAGUGAACUCGUAGACAGCCAGCUUAACGAUCAGUCACAAUGCGCAUGCGGUAAAGACGAAAAUGACUUCGACAUUAAGUCUGUUACAGAUGUUCAAGAAACAAUCGAGCGAAACAAAGCUUUCAACGCCAAAUGCCCUCCACCGCCAGACAUUUACAGUCAGUUGUUUGAAGGGAUCCUGGAAGAAGUAAACGAAUACGCGGACAGUUUGUCGGAAUUUUCAAAUGGCCACGACUCACUGAAAACAUGGCCAAAAGUAAGCAUGACAGAUGUACAAUCUUGCGAACGAGAGACGGUGGUGUAGCUUCACUGAUGCGUCUUCAGAAAACGAAAUAACGGUACUCUGAGAUCAAGAAACGCGAAGACUGGAGCCUAACCUUAGAACCAUUUCCUACAACUAAGCAAAUCUAAAGUUUAGGGCGCGCUUGUGUUUAUCAAUUAUUUUUUUUUACCAGUAUUCUUACUGGGAAAGUGAGGAAAGCAUCUCCAAUAGAUAAUAGUGAAUUAUAGAAGCUACUUGCUAUUCGAUUGUGUUUGUAAACCUUACACUGCUAUGCAUCGUACGUUGCUGCGUAUUUUGAAAAUUUGUUUCCAAUUUUCUAGCACGUCAAAAGCUAAGAGUAAUAAUAUAAUGGGUACAAUUUAUCUUCGGCCAAAGCUAGAAAGUGAAGGCUCCUUGAAGUCUCUAAAAAUAGCAAAACAUAAUAUGAAUUAAUCGAGUGGCGAAAGUACUGUGCAUUGCAUUGUAAACAAACUAUUAUCACAGCCCUACGCUUGUCAAAGCUGUUAAGAAUUCUUCAAGACAGGAUGACCUAAAGAAGGGAAUACCUUAUACAUUGUCGUAUUUCAAUGAGAAUCCCAGUGGAGAUAUUUUACCAGACGGGCAAUUGAUUUCAGUUAAUCGCUCUACAUUAUGUCCUCUUUUAUUCCCCGCCAUCGACCUCCGUGAACUUGAUUUCGCGCAACCAUCUUCAACUCACCCCCUUUGUGAGCUUGUUAGCUCGAGCUCACCGCGUGAAUUCUAAAAAUAGCUCGGGAAGGCUUUAAGAUUUUCACUUUCUUUGGUCAUCCUCUCUGUCUCUCGUCUAUCGUAAGAAUUGUUUUCACUGCUUUAUGAAGAAAUAUUUGAUUUAAGCAAACCUAACGCAUUUGGAAUGUUGGGGGAAGGGGGGAGGGAAAGUAUAGCAUAAAAAAACAGACUUAUAUUUUUUAGAGAUCGUUACAAUUAUAAACUAAAGCGUCCGAAGUCUUUUGCAAUCUCAGUGAAAAUAAGAAUAAAGACAAAAAAAGUCAAGUUA
Orbicella faveolata is the source of this 6033-nucleotide messenger RNA. RefSeq names its product monocarboxylate transporter 10-like. The record is from RefSeq and is a predicted model, not a curated record. Gene Ontology annotation, biological process: transmembrane transport. Gene Ontology annotation, molecular function: transmembrane transporter activity. NCBI's taxonomy places the organism in Eukaryota, Metazoa, Cnidaria, Anthozoa, Scleractinia, Merulinidae.